Cucurbita pepo subsp. pepo (vegetable marrow) is the source of this 786-nucleotide messenger RNA. RefSeq lists its product as uncharacterized. The record is from RefSeq and is a predicted model, not a curated record. NCBI's taxonomy places the organism in Eukaryota, Viridiplantae, Streptophyta, Magnoliopsida, Cucurbitales, Cucurbitaceae. Gene Ontology annotation, molecular function: protein dimerization activity. Gene Ontology annotation, biological process: regulation of DNA-templated transcription.
CAAGUCUCUCCAUCAUGAUUGAUCAUUCCAUUGCUACAUAAACAUAGACUCCUCCUUUGCCCUCUCUUCUCCAAAACCCAUCAAUUUUUUUCUCUUCCAACUUCAAUUUGUUGUUCAAGUUCCAAUCUUUUUCAUUCCCACAUCGUUAAAUUUUGAGUGAAUGGGAAGGCAAAUUGUGAGAAAAAGAAGGGUAUUUUCCAUAGAUCCAAACAAAUUUGCAACAAAGUAUGCCAAAUAUUUGAUGAAAUCUUUAGUAAAAAUUUCAUCAAAUAAUCUUUCUCCACAAAAAUUUCAUAAACUUGUGAAGUUUGAAGUUGAUAUGGCAAUGGCUGAAUCAGCUACUCAAUUUGCGUGGGGCAAUGCUCUAAAGAAGAAGCUUCUUCAAACAAAAGUUGCCAAUGGCUUUGAUUUCUCUCUCCAAACACUGAAAUUUUCUCGAGAACAUUUAGAAAGAGAAGAAGAAGAGGAAGAGAAGAUGGAAAAUGGGUUGAAGAAGCUGAGGAAGAUCAUACCAGGCGGCGGUGGAGGCGGCGGCGGCGAUGGUGGUGGUGGUUUUAAUGGAGGUUUGGAAGAGGAAGAAUUGUUGAAACAAACUGAAAGUUACAUAAAAUGUCUUGAGUUGCAGGUGAAUGUUCUUAGAUGUUUGGUUGAAACAAACACAAUUUAAUCCUUUUUUUUUUUUUUGGAAAUUUCUAUGUGGAAAAGAAGAUUUAGCAAUGUAUGAAAUUUUUACGUGUUAAGUAACGAGGAGAGUGGAUAAUAUCUAUUAGCAAUGGGCUUGGGCUA